UUAUGUCCGCUUUGUGACAUCAGACUCGCUGACGUUGUUAAUUUCAUCAAAACAAGACCGCUGAAAGCACGGAUGUUCUCUGCACUUUGUGAGGAGAUGGGAGCGGAGCACACAGCUGUGUUAUUUCACAGCGAGGCUCGGUGGUUAUCGCGGGGCAAAGUUCUAUCACGAGUGUUUGAGCUCCGUGAAGAAAUCCGCGUGUUUCUCGAGGAGGAGCGCAUGUACGAAGUCGCAGCCAAGUUUGCUGAUGAGCGCUUCAUGAUGAAACUGGCCUAUCUCAGCGACAUAUUUGGGAAGCUGAAUGACUUGAAUCUUCAGCUACAAGGCAGAGACCAGCACCUUCCUCACCUGGCAGACAAGAUCAGCUCCUUCACUAGGAAGCUGGAGAUGUGGGACAAACGUCUUCAGAAGGGUAAAUAUGACUCAUUUGAAAAUCUGAGUGAGCAUGUUGAAGCCAUGGAUUUGGAUGCUUCUGUCAUCAUCCCAUGUCUAAAGGAGCACAUCUUUUCCCUGAGGGGAUUCUUUCAGAAAUACUUUCCAGACAGCAGUGGUCAGUAUGACUGGGUGAGAGAUCCCUUUAAUGCUGCAGCACCUGCUGAUUUCAGCGCUGCUGAAGAGGAACAAUACAUCGAGAUGACAUCUGACUCUUCCCUGAGACUCAAGUUUGCAUCACAGACAUUGAGUGAAUUCUGGAUUGUUGUGGAAAAAGAGCAUCCCCUCAUUGGACAGAAGGCUGUGGGUAUUUUACUUCCCUUUGCCACUUCCUACCUCUGUGAGAUAGGCUUUUCUGCUGUUGCCUCUUUGAAAACAAAGUACAGAUCUAAGCUCAACAUUGAGCAUGAAUUACGAGUGGCAGUAACAAAGUUCCUACCUCGUUUUGAAAAGAUGUGCAGUGAAAGCCAGGCUCACUGCAGCCACUGAUCCUGAUGACAGACUCAAAAGAGUGAAUCUCACUUACCAAAUACCUGCACUUUUUGUUUGUCAGGACUUAAUUUUAUUUCUUAUUGUUAAGCAUAAUGAUAAGCAACGUAAGCCUAUUCAAUUUAACAUUUAUUUGUUUAUUCAGGGAAAUUAUAAAUGUUACUAGAUUUGUCAGUGUUUUGAAAAAGAUGUUUAUAUUUCAAAAUUUUGAUGCUGUUAAUAUUUGUUGCCAAAAACUUGCCCUUGUUCUUCUUCGACACUUUGUUCUUUUGAAGAUAGCAGUGAAGAACUGGUCAUCAGAUUACAAUUGUAAUACACAGUCUUCAUAAAUGUUUACUAUUCUUUGUUGCACAAAUUAAACUUUAUUGUUAUAGUUUUGAAAAAGUUCUGGCUGAUGGAGCAACAUGGAGACAAAAUCUCCCUAAAACUGGUUGGCCAAGCACUUUUUUCCAUUUCAUUAAAAAAAGGUUCUGAAAUGUUUGCGAGGACCACUUUAGUGGUAUCUGGCAUUAAUUGAGAAGUGUGCACGCAAAUGUGAGCACCAUCAUACUUGUAUGUAUGGAGGUUUUUCUUUUUUCCAUUAAAAAAGUUUAACCCAAGCGUUAAUUUUUACAUUCUCAUCGAGGAGGGGGGGCCUGGGAUGUUUUCCUCCUCCAAACGGGGGGCUUGGAAGAAAAAGUUU
Messenger RNA from Melanotaenia boesemani (Boeseman's rainbowfish), 1603 nucleotides. Its product is annotated as zinc finger BED domain-containing protein 5-like. The transcript has 2 exons. The record is from RefSeq and is a predicted model, not a curated record. Lineage: Eukaryota; Metazoa; Chordata; Actinopteri; Atheriniformes; Melanotaeniidae. Bases 73 to 921 code for a protein of 282 amino acids.